AUGAGCACCUCGGAGAUCAUUAGCAGGGUAUGGGGCGGCGUCUUGUACAUGCAGUUCCAUCUGGACCCCGCGCUGUCCAACCAGGACUGUCCCAGCUUCUACAUCGCUGUUCAUCGCAACUCGUACCUGCACAACUCGUUACCGGCCAUUCUCCAGUUCUUCAAUCCAUUUCUGAAGGACGCACGAUUGGCGCAGUCUCACAACUGGUGGUUUGAGUUUGAAAGAGUUCCUUUGAAAUGGAACUUGCCAAUUGGCCUACUCUACGACCUCGUGACCACGGACGCGCAAAUAGAGAAACAAGUAUGGGAUAUUACACUUAAAUACUACGACUACCCCACAGAGUACGUGAUUCCGAUCGACCAGAACGCUUCCUUUCUCAAAGACCACUGGACCAAUCAGCUUAAGGAGGCGUGUUUCAUAUUGAACGGCUCAAGCAAGCUUGUUAUGAACAUGUCCCGCACAGACUCAGACGAUUUCUAUCACGCCGCCAUUCACAAAGAUUCGACACAGUUCGAGUCAAUGUUCAGAAAACUACUGCCGUCCAACGUGUCUAGCUUGAAAAAUCUUCCGAUCAAAGUGUAUCUUCCUCUUUCCAACAAACUGAUACAGCCCGUCCUGUCUAAUCUGGGGAGAAAACUAACUCUCGGCAACCUGCUUCAGAAUUUGGUUCCGGAUUUAUUCCCGUCAUCACUGAUGUACACUGUGGCACACCCGUAUUCGCAUGGAGUCAUACUGCCACUAAACAGCCCUAUUAUCGACCUCUAUAUUUGCAUGAAAUCGCUGGACGGUUUUCUACAUAUCUCUAUCAAGAUGAUCCAAAAAGACGAGCAGUAA
Molecule: messenger RNA, 834 nt
Organism: Ogataea angusta
Lineage: Eukaryota; Fungi; Ascomycota; Pichiomycetes; Pichiales; Pichiaceae
Exons: 1
Coding region: 1-834 (277 amino acids)
Biological process (GO): autophagosome assembly; nucleophagy; C-terminal protein lipidation
Cellular component (GO): phagophore assembly site membrane; cytoplasm; Atg12-Atg5-Atg16 complex
Source: RefSeq, a predicted model, not a curated record